AAGACAAAUGUAAAAUUAUUGACUGUGUGACGUGUAGUCAAGUCAUUUUAGACUUGUCUCUGACAUAACAAUCUUUCUAUCAAAAUACAACAUACUAUAAAGUUUGAGACAAGUAACAAGCAUAUCGAUUUAUUGUAAUGUAGGCACACUUGUGACAUACCCAAAAAAGCUAACAAUCACUUUCUUUCGUGUAAGUGCUUUCCUCGGACCCAAUAUUUGGUAAUAAUAAAACUAAACAGAGACUUAUACCUAUAAGUUUGGAACAUAUCAUAAUUCUUGAUUUUUCAGAAUGUGUGUGUGUGUGUAUAUAUAUAUAUAUAUAUAUAUAUAUAUAUAUAUAUGCCACGAGCAAUGCAUAUCUUAUGUAUAAACAAACACAAAAAAAAGCCAUGGAUUUCAUCACACUUGCCCUAGUUCUAAUAUUCGUGCUCAUAAUAAUUCAUGCAAUCCAAACAAUCUCAACAAGGGGCAAAAAGCUGCCCCCCGGGCCAACUCUGCUGCCCCUCAUCGGAAACCUCCACUUGCUCGGCGACCAGCCCCACAAAUCCCUAUGCCGCCUAGCCGAGACUCACGGCCCACUCAUGCGGGUCCGCCUCGGCUUCAUAAACACCGUUGUGAUUUCCUCUGCCGAAAUGGCAAAGGAAGUACUGCAGAAGCAUGACCUGGCAUUUUCCAGCCGGUCGGUUCCGAACGCCUUACUCGCUCACGAUCAGUUCAAGUACUCCGCCGUGUGGCUUCCGGUGGGGCCCAGGUGGCGCAGCCUCCGCAAAGCCCUCAACUCCAACAUGCUCUCCGUCGGCCGCCUCGACUUCGGACAGAAUCUCCGGUGCAGAAAGGUGGAUGAGCUCGUCGAAUACUGCCGGAGAAGCAGCAUCUCCGGCGAGGCGGUGGAUGUGGGGCGGGCGGCGUUCAGGACUUCCUUGAAUUUGCUGUCGAAUACGAUUUUCUCCAAAGAUUUGACGGACCCUUUUUCGGAUUCGGCAAAGGAAUUAAAGGAUCUAGUGUGGAAUAUCAUGUUGGAGGCGGGUAAGCCUAACCUCGUCGAUUUUUUUCCGAUUCUUGGCAAAUUGGAUCCUCAAGGUAUACGAAGACGAAUGACCGUUAAUUUCGGGAAGGUGAUUGAUCUUUUGAGUGGUUUGAUCGAUGAAAGAAUCGAAAGGGGAAAAUCCGAUCAAAAUGCGGACGUAAUCGACGUUCUUCUCGCCGCAUGUAAAGAAAAUCCAGAAGACAUUGAUCGGACUCACAUCGAACGCAUUUGCUUGGACUUAUUUGCUGCCGGAACUGAUACAAGUUCAAGCACAGUGGAGUGGGCUAUGGCGGAGGCUCUAGCAAACUCAGAGAUCAUGAAGAAAGCCAAAGCGGAGCUCGAGGAAGUCGUCGGAAAAGGAAAAGUUAUAGAAGAAGCAGACAUCUCACGACUCCCUUACCUCCAAUGCAUGGUGAAGGAGACACUCAGACUCCACCCGCCGGUGCCGCUCCUGAUCCCGCGCAGGGUGGAGGAUGACGUGGACGUUUGCGGCUACACGGUGCCGAAGAACUCGCAGGUGCUGGUCAACGCCUGGGCGAUCGGAAGGGACGCCGGAAUCUGGGAGAAUCCGCUGGAAUUCAAACCGGAGAGGUUCGUCGGAUCGGAAGUUGACGUGAAGGGAAGGGAUUUCGAGCUGAUCCCGUUCGGCGGGGGGAGAAGGAUUUGCCCUGGAUUGCCGCUCGCCGUGAAAAUGGUGCCGGUGAUGGUGGGGUCGCUUCUGAAUUCGUUCGAUUGGAAGAUUGAAUAUAGUGGGAUUGGGGAAUUUGACAUGGAAGAGAAAUUUGGAAUUACGUUGCAGAAGGCUCGUCCAUUGCUAGCUGUACCAAUUCCUCUCUAAUUAAUUGUUUUCAUCGUCUUCGUAAAGAAUAAAUUGUUAUCAAUUCCUUUGUCGGAAUGUGUCGGGCCAGGGGAUCGGGCCCUGGGCCCGUGUGGGAUUUUGUCUAUUCUUUGAAUAAAAGUCCCUCUUCUAAAUUAUAAUGGAUUUUAUUGCAUUUUUUUGAACAAUUUUAUAUAUGUAAUACUUUUGGCUCG
This is a messenger RNA of Erythranthe guttata (spotted monkey flower), 2059 nucleotides long. RefSeq names its product geraniol 8-hydroxylase. Gene Ontology annotation, molecular function: oxidoreductase activity, acting on paired donors, with incorporation or reduction of molecular oxygen; iron ion binding; monooxygenase activity. The record is from RefSeq and is a predicted model, not a curated record. NCBI's taxonomy places the organism in Eukaryota, Viridiplantae, Streptophyta, Magnoliopsida, Lamiales, Phrymaceae.